AUGGGAGAAGUCUGCGGAAAAAUUCAAAAUUAAUAAAAAGAUAUGGAAGAAAUGAAACAAGCUAUAAAAUAAUUAAAAAUAAUAAUGGAAGAAACAAAGGGUGCUUAAGACAUGCUUAAAACAAAUUUAGAAGAUGUAAUUAAAACUACUAAUGAUAUAAAAUAGAAGUUCCAUGAAGUAUCCAAUACAGUAGGAGACUUCUAAAAAAAAAUAGAUGAGGUUUAAGAUAAUAUUUAAAAAACUAUUUAAAAUGCAGGUUCUAAUGUUGUUAGUUAAGGAUUAAAAAACUUUUUUUGAAAAAUAAAGUUUUAUAU
Ichthyophthirius multifiliis is the source of this 314-nucleotide messenger RNA. RefSeq lists its product as hypothetical. The record is from RefSeq and is a predicted model, not a curated record. NCBI's taxonomy places the organism in Eukaryota, Ciliophora, Oligohymenophorea, Hymenostomatida. The transcript has 3 exons.